UUUAUUUAUCUAUUUAAUUUUUAAAAAAUAAAUUAGGCGUAUAAAAAGAUUAGUUAUUAAAUUAUAAAAAUUAAGUAUUAAUGCGCUUUGAAAAAAAUAUGCUAUACAGAUUUAUCACAAAUAAUAAUUUUUCGUGAUAAUGUCAUAACAAAAAUUUGUAGUGAGCCCCUCUUUCGAUUGUUUAAAGGUUGAGUGUAUAAAAGGAAGAAUUAUUCUGUGCGGAGUGCAGAGGAUGUCCGGAGACAAAUAAAAAUGCAAUAUGUCACCUCAUUGGUGGGUACCCAGCUCAGUACUUGCACUCGGUACGCUGGGUACCCAGUUUUUAACCCGACGUUUCUCACGUCCGGUGUCCGUACAGAAUAAAAGCUCCUAUAAAAGAUAAGAUAUUCAAUAUUUAUGACUGUUUUAUUAAUAUUUUAAAAAAUUUAUAAUUAAAGAUGAGAAUGUAAUAUUAUAUUUGUAUCAAAAGAAUUAAAAUUUUAAAUCUCCAAAAUAAAAUUAGGACAAAACUUGUAUCGCAAGCAACGAGAUAACGCUAUUAAUUGUAUGAACAUUACAAAAUUCUUAUAUAUUUUUAUUGUUUAUUUUUCUUUUCAAUCUUCUAAUUUAUUUAUUUUUCAUUUGAAUUAAAUUUUGCCUAUUUCCAACCGUUAUGCUAAAUGAUUCAUUUAGCCUUAAUUAUUUAACGGCCAUCCUCACCAUUCUGGUGGUUGCUUGAUAAGAAAGGGACGCAUGCAUUGCAUCUCCUGUUCAAGGAAAUCGAAAAGACUAAAAAUUCUUAAUCCCCCUAUCUAAUCACGAAAAAACUUUACCGUUAACUAUUUCAUAAGUUAGAGAGAGAGAGAGAGAGAAUUCUAAAGAUAAACAUGAGGGCAAUUCGGUCAUUAGAAUAUCUAUUAUUAGCUUGGCUUGAAGCUUUAAAGAGCAAAGUAUGGCUUUGAAAGCAGGAAGCUUAUUAGUUCCUUAUGCCCAGUCCAUCUCACUCUUAAUAAAGCUUAUUAGAAUGGAGGAUAUGUUGGAUGAAUCAGUGGCCAAAUGGCUUGAAAGUCUGGAAGAAGAGUUCAACAUGCAAGAUGUCCUCUUUCACACUGAGCAAGUCCCUCUAAUGGCUCCUCAGCGCAGAGCAACUGAGCCUAAAUCAGAAGUUCGCAGUGCAGAAUUAGUAAACUUGCUCAUCUCCAAGGUUUACUCAGGCCCAACAAUCGGCGAUAUCGAAAGCGCACUGAGCCUGAGCUGCAGCGAUGACAGUGGCCGGAACUACAGAUCGGCGUUGCAAGAGAAGGGGUCAAGUACUAAGAUGGACAAGUAUACGCUCAGAUUAAAAACCUGUGAUAAUGGAGUUGCAGAUGAUGGCUAUAAAUGGAGGAAGUAUGGCCAGAAACUCAUCAAAAAUAGCCCAAACCCAAGGAGCUAUUACAGGUGCACCAACCCUAGGUGCAAUGCAAAGAAGCAGGUGGAGAGAUCGACAGAAGAUCCCGAGACAGUCAUAGUGACCUAUGAAGGUCUCCACCUCCACUUCACCUACUCCCAUAUCCUCCUCUCCCAGAAAAAUGACCAGCAUGCAGCAAGCUUAAAUGCACUGAAGAAACAAAAGAAACAAACUGAAUUGCAGCCAAAAGAAUCUGAAGGGCAGCAGCACAUGCAGCAAAUAGCACAGAGCAUACAAAAUAGAGAACAGCCGCAGGGGAACAAACAUUUGAGAGAUGGAGAGAGCUAUCAAGAAUUCUGCUUGGAAGAUAUCUUGCUAGAAAAUCCAUCAAUGAGAGAAAAAAACAUACACGGACUUCUCACUGAUGUCCAGAGGCCACAAGGGAUGCUGGAAGAUGUUGUUCCCUUGAUGGUGAGGAAGCCUUGCAGCUCAGCCACACCUUCAAAUGAGCCUUCCUAUUUCCCUCAAGAAUCUUCCCCUUUACACUACUCCUCCCUCUUCAUCUCACCUAGCAGCUCCCAAAUAGAUAAGGGUAUACUUUCAAGCAUUCUGUGAGAGACGAAGUUGUCGGGAAAACUUACAAGAGUGCACAACAUAGAAUAAAGAUCUGGAUUUGGAUGUUAUUUUCUACUAUGUAUAGUCCUCGAUUACAAGCAUUACUUGCUUCAACAAAAAAACCAUGGAGCAAGUAGAUACAUAAAUUAUAAAAGAAAUUUCAUGUAAAAUAUCAGUAAAUGUUUUGUGUAUAGUAAACCUGUUUUCAACCGGAACAACUAACCCUUCUCAAAUCUCAAUUAGGUUUCAUUAGAUUGUAACAUGAAAUAAGACUUAGAACUAAUAUAAUGAAAAUCUAGGAAAUUCCAACAAGCUGUCUUCAAACAAUGCUCAUAGCUCGGCCUAUCCUUGUGCCAUAUUUCAUCGUCUACCUUUUUUUUUUUUCUCAUCCAAAAGAAUACUAAUUGUUUAGAAAUUAUACAUACUAAUGUAUGAAGAUCUUCCCCAAUUUUGUCUUUGCAAUUAAUAAAUAUAAUAUUUUGUUUGUUCAUGAUUUUACUCGUUAUUGUUUGGAUUUAUCGUCUACGUUCUAAUCUGAAACAUAAACUACAUUUCUUAAAUUCAAAUUGCUUGUUGAAAAUCAAUUUUAAAAACCUAUAAAAGUUUUAAGAUCGAAUGGUGGUGGUCAAUACAUGAAUCAUACUUUUAGCAAACAUCUUCAAUAGUUUGGAAUUGUUCAUCAAAUUAGUUGCCCUUACACCCCUGAGUAAAAUGAUGUGGCAGAACAUAAGCAUCACCAUUUACUUGAAACUAUCUUAGCUCUAUUUUUCCAUGACCAUUUUCACCCAAAAUUUUGAUUUGACACACUCUUCACUGCUACAUAUCUUAUUAAAUGGCUCCCUUCAAAAACUCUUCAUAAUACAUCCCUCUAUGAGCAUUUAUAUCACCAUCCUCUAGACUACAGUCACUUUAAAACCUUUGGUUGCCUAUGUUAUCCUUGGUUCCCAACCAAACUUACAAAUAAACUUCAACCUCAUUCCAGCCCGUGUAUCUUUCUUGGUUAUGUUGC
Molecule: messenger RNA, 2993 nt
Organism: Dendrobium catenatum
Lineage: Eukaryota; Viridiplantae; Streptophyta; Magnoliopsida; Asparagales; Orchidaceae
Product: probable WRKY transcription factor 49
Exons: 3
Coding region: 932-1984 (350 amino acids)
Biological process (GO): regulation of DNA-templated transcription
Molecular function (GO): DNA-binding transcription factor activity; sequence-specific DNA binding
Source: RefSeq, a predicted model, not a curated record